AUGACUGAGCUUAACACAACGUUAUUCGACACUCCGACUGGAAAUCCUCUCAUUGUUAUAACUGUUCCGUUGCUGAUGUUCAUCAGUGGAAUCGUCGGCAAUGUCUUAGCCCUGAUGGUACUCUGUCGAUCAAAUCGGGACCACAGACGAAACGUCUUCUUCAGGUUGGUUGGAGGUCUUGCUUGCACGGAUCUGUUCGGGAUUUUAGCCCUGUCCCCCGUGACAAUCUGUGUAUAUGCAAACGGAAGGAAAUGGAUUGGAGGACAACCCUUGUGCCAUUAUUUCAGUUUCUUUAUGAUUUUUGCAGGAAUCGCUACAGUGUCCAUAGUUGGUGUUAUGGCAUUCGAAAGAUACGUAGCGAUAUUACAACCUUACAGUUACAAUACCAAGUUUACUCCAGGCAAAGUUAUAUAUAUUCUGGUUACAGUUUGGAUUUUAUCCGCCUUUGUUGCUUGCCUUCCUUUUCUUGGACUUGGCAGAAAUGUGCUACAUUUUCCAGGAACGUGGUGUUUCUUUGACUAUCAUGGAAACGGGUUAACAGACAAAAUAUUCACCUAUUUGUAUACUUUCUUUGGAUUAUUUGUGAUUGGUGUCACUGCCAUAUGCAAUACAGCUGUCAUGUUUGUACUUGUUAGAAUGCGCCACCUGGUGAAGAAAUUGAAUAAACAUGGCAGCCACGCUCAGGUUGAUAACGAGGCUCAUAUGAUAAUAUUGCUUGCUGGGAUUAUACUGGUAUUUGCUACCUGCUACGCCCCUUUGAUGGUCAGGGUAACCAUCAACCAGACACACGUAUUCCCCAUCAACCACGCUGCCGACCUACUGACGAUACGACUUGCAUGUCUCAAUCAGAUUCUUGACCCCUGGGUUUACAUUCUCUUUCGAAAACAGCUUUUCUCAAAACUCUGGAACCUUGUGACGUGUUCAAAGAAAACGAAACCUAUAAAUGGAAUUAAUGAUAAGUGUUUGAAGAAUAACAUUGCAGAUGGCGUCGUAGUCAGUGAUACAAUAAAAGAAACGUUUCUGCAUAAGACGUCAACUGCCAAAAGUGACAUCAUCAGCAAGGAGGCAGACGGACAGGAAUGCAGAUUGCUGUUGCUUUCUUCAUUUCAUGAAAACUCCGAGAAAAAAGUAGUAGAUAAAAUACAAGAACAAAUGUGA
Messenger RNA from Gigantopelta aegis, 1158 nucleotides. RefSeq names its product prostaglandin E2 receptor EP4 subtype-like. Lineage: Eukaryota; Metazoa; Mollusca; Gastropoda; Neomphalida; Peltospiridae. The transcript has 2 exons. Gene Ontology annotation, molecular function: prostaglandin E receptor activity. Gene Ontology annotation, cellular component: plasma membrane. The record is from RefSeq and is a predicted model, not a curated record. Gene Ontology annotation, biological process: positive regulation of cytosolic calcium ion concentration; inflammatory response; adenylate cyclase-activating G protein-coupled receptor signaling pathway. The coding region runs from base 1 to 1158 and encodes 385 amino acids.